Messenger RNA from Drosophila willistoni, 774 nucleotides. It is a transcript of the gene LSm-4, whose product is annotated as COMM domain-containing protein 5. The transcript has 3 exons. Gene Ontology annotation, cellular component: nucleus. NCBI's taxonomy places the organism in Eukaryota, Metazoa, Arthropoda, Insecta, Diptera, Drosophilidae. The record is from RefSeq and is a predicted model, not a curated record. The coding region runs from base 65 to 682 and encodes 205 amino acids.
AGCUGUAUCACUGCCAGCAAUGACAACCCUGUUCAAUGGAGAAAAAUAAUAAAAAAUAAAAACAAUGGAUUCUUUUCGAAAUAACAUGAUUAAAAGUGCAAGACCAUAUGCUGUGUUUGUCCCACAAUUAAAUAAAUCCGUGCUGCGCGUCUUAAUUCAGGUUUCCGUGCAUUACAUAGAAAACAAAAAGUCAUCACCCAAUAUCUUGGCUCUCGCAAUAAACAAAUUAUCAAAUGCAGGACACGAAGUCCCUGAGAAUUUCUGCGAAUUGUUUACCUUAAUUUACACCAUAAUGCAACAUUUCCUUCGGUCUACUGAAAAUAAGGAGCACGAGUUACGGCAGUGUUUAAAGGAAGAUCUGAGCUUCACAGACGAGUGCGUGGAUGAUAUUUGUAAAAUCCUUAUUAAUCACAGGGCAGUACUGACAAAGAAUUUUGCAGAAACCAAAGUGGAGCGAGUAAAAAUUAGCGGUGGAUUACAGUGGAGGAUAAACCUUUCAUUAAGUUCAAGCAUGACAAAAUUCGAUAAUCCAACAAUAGUCUUGCACUUUAAAUUAUCAAAUGGAAAGCAUCGAACUUUAGAGUUGCCAUUGGAAAUGUUUCAAAGAUUACGGUAUAAUAUUUCGGUUCUAUUAAGUGAAUUGCAACAGUUGCAGAGUCGAUCUAUUUUAAAGUCAUUUUAAGUGUCUAUUAUAUAAGUUGUGUUUAAAUACAAAUUUUCAUUUAGUGCUGGUUUAUGUAAAUAUGCUUCAAAUAAAAAAAAUGCGCAAAUAUA